This is a messenger RNA of Brassica rapa (field mustard), 1980 nucleotides long. Its product is annotated as cleavage stimulating factor 64. The record is from RefSeq and is a predicted model, not a curated record. Gene Ontology annotation, biological process: mRNA 3'-end processing. Gene Ontology annotation, molecular function: mRNA binding. Lineage: Eukaryota; Viridiplantae; Streptophyta; Magnoliopsida; Brassicales; Brassicaceae. Gene Ontology annotation, cellular component: mRNA cleavage and polyadenylation specificity factor complex.
AAUAUCCUUGAAUCUAAUUCGCUUCACAUUAAUUUCGUUCGUCUUUCCUUAAUACUGAGAGCAAAAACACAAAAGACACAUCCCUCAUUGACGAAUUCGAAAAGAUCUCUUUUUUUUUUCACAUUGAACUGGCUCGAGUUCGAAUUCGAAUUCUUGGAGGAAGAAGAUGAAGCCGAGCUUCACCUUCUUCUGUUUCUGUUGAUUCAAUAUGGCUUCAUCUUCCCAACGACGCUGCGUUUUCGUUGGGAACAUUCCUUACGACGUUACCGAGGAACAACUCAGAGACAUUUGUGGCGAGGUUGGACCUGUUGUCUCCUUUAGAUUAGUUACCGAUAGAGAAACGGGUAAACCUAAAGGCUAUGGCUUUUGCGAGUAUAAGGACGAAGAGACAGCGUUGAGUGCUCGUCGUAAUCUCCAGAGUUAUGAAAUCAAUGGCCGUCAGUUAAGAGUUGAUUUCGCUGAGAAUGACAAAGGAACCGACAAAACCCGAGAUCAGGGUCAAGGAGGUCCUGCUUUACCUGCUGCUACUGAAUCUCAAAAGCAGUUUGGAGGGUCUGUAGAUUUAAAUAUGCAUCAGCCGGUUGGUGUCAACCUUGCUAUAUCAGCUGCAUCUGUUAUGGCCGGUGCGCUUGGUGGUCCUCAAGUUGGUACACAAAGUACACUGCAGGCUCCAGCUAGUGAUCCCCUGACUCUUCAUCUUGCUAAGAUGUCUAGGAGUCAGCUCUCCGAAAUUAUAUCGUCCGUUAAGUUAAUGGCUACGCAGAACAAGGAACAAGCUCGACAGUUGCUGGUUUCGAGACCUCAGUUGCUAAAAGCUGUUUUCCUGGCACAGAUAAUGCUUGGGAUUGUGAGUCCACAAGUCUUGCAGACGCCAAAUAUUGUUCAGGCCCCAAAUCAUAUGUCAGGGUCGUCCAUUCAGGACACACAACUAUCUGGUCAAGUAUCUACUCAGAACCUAUUACCGCCACUGGCACAAAGGUCACAGCAGCUAAGUCGACCUACCCACAGUCAGUUUCCCAUUCAACAGUCUUCUAAACAACCAUUUAGUCAGAUUCCACAACUAGUAGCCCAACCAGGCCCUUCUUCUAUGAAUGCCCAAGUUCAAGGUCUCAGCGAAACCGCUCCAUUCCAACGCCAAAAACAAUUGGUUCCAACUUCCAUCAGCAUGGGUUAUAGUGUUCAGGCUUCAGUUCCGAAUAGUGCUAUCCAGCCAUCUCAAGUACCUCGGCCACUACUAACAAACUCUGUUAUGCAGCAAGGUGGACAUAUGGUAUCACUAAACUAUGGCAAAAGAAUAAACGAGGGACCUCAUGAAUCAAUAAACAGACCAUCGAAGAUGAUGAGAGUGGAUGAAAGGAGAACUGCUUCAUUCAGUGACGGUCAUGCGUCUAACUCAAUGCUUCCAAAUCCUGUACAAGUACAAGAGAGAGCGCAUCAGACACAGAUCUCCCCGGAUGUCCAGGCAACGUUGCUCCAGCAAGUAAUGAACCUGACACCGGAACAGCUGAGGUUGCUGACUCCAGAGCAACAGCAAGAAGUCAGAAAGCUGCAACAAGCGCUCAAGCAAGACAACAUGACGCAGCAUUCAUAGCAUUGAGGUUGGUUGGUUGGUUUGAUUUGAUUGAAACUAAACUUGCAGAGAUGAAAAGGUUUUUGGCACACAGAUUACCAUAGAAAGAAGAAGGAUUCUCUCACCUGAACUGGUGGGUGAUUGUACUAUUAGUGUAGCAUUUAUUUGUGCUGAGUUUGUCUUUAUAGUCAUAGAAGAAAAUAUCGAGCCAUCAAUAAUAUAAAAGAGAAAGUUACAAGUCAAAAAGUCUCAGAACAACUGUGUCCUCUCUCUCUUAUCUCCUUUUUUUGUUGCUUUAAGUAAACCAUCCUUCAUUAUCAUGUAGCCACUGGUCAGAACUUCAGUGAUUAAACAUUUUAUUUCACCAAAGCUUACCAGUAAGGGAAAUAAAAAAAGAUGCAAGUUGAUUU